GAAGUCGUGGCGGCGGCGGAGGCGGCGGCAGCGGGGACAGCAGCGACGGCGGCGGCGGCGGGGGCCGCAGGAGCGGUGGUGCUGUCAGUUAGGCCGUCGGAGAAAUGGGAGACCCGGCGUCGGAGAUAAUAGAGUCUGUCCCUGCAGCCGGGCCUGAGGCAUCUGAGGCAACAACGGAUGAAAACGAAGAUGACAUUCAGUUUGUCAGUGAAGGACCAUUACGACCUGUUCUUGAAUACAUUGAUCUGGUCAGCAGUGAUGAUGAAGAACCUAGCACCUCUCAUAGUGAUAGAAUGCCUGAGUCUAAGGUGCCAUCCUCUGAGAAUCAUCGCCCAGAAAUGUGCUCUAGCUGCAGUGUUCCUCUUCCCAUUGGAGACAGCAGCUCCUCCUCUGGGAGUUGCACCAGCAGUCCACAAAGGAUAGUUUCUCAACCUUCUUCUGUUGAGAACCCAUUGGAGAACCAGAAAAAUGAUCAAAAUAAUUCAGAUAUUAAGAUCUCUGAGACAGAGACACUUAAACCAUCACAAAAUUAUCAGACUCUGCCUUCAUCUCCAGUUCUGGUCCCCCAAGAAUCUUUGGCCUCUUCAGAGGUCAAGGAGGAUUUACCUGUAGAGUCUUCUUCAGCUUCACAGCAUGGACAGGAUGCCAUCCUUUAUCUUCAGACACAAGUGGCUGAGAUGUCCCGAGUGAUCCGUGAUCUGCAGUCUAGGAGCUGUUUUAGAUUUCAUCAUUCUAGGCCAAGUGAGAACUCCUCAGUGCCAUGGGAUAUCUCCACCUCCAAGGAUGAAAAUUUAUCCACAGUUGAUGAAGAAGCUGACUGCAAAUCCCCCUCAGCUGAUGACAAAGGGCAGCCAACUGACCCCAGUCAGUCUAGUUUCACAGGUCUUUUGAAAAGAAUGGAACAGAGAGGUGUUAUAAAGAGAGUAACGUUACAGUCUGAAGCAGAAUCAUGUGAAGGGAAGCCUGAUUAUGUGACCUCUAAGAAACGUUUGGUUCCUCCAUUGCAUCCUCUUCUGAGAAUUGCCACCACUGAGGUUUUUAAAGACCCUGCUGAUUGCCAUCCUUCUUCCUUCAUGGGGCACAGGGUAUAUCCUGUGGCCAAGGAUACCUCUCCUUUCCAACCAAAUCCACCAGCUGAGGGCCCUAUUGUAGAAGCAUUAGAGCACAGCAAAAGAGGAAGCACAACAUCUCCUCUAGAUUCUACCUCAAAAGAAAUGGAGGUCAUGGGUUGUAGAUUCUACCAUGCUGCUUCCAUUGCAGCCCGAGCUGCUAGCUACAUGGCCUAUAUGACUCAAUAUCAGCGUAAACUCUGGGAAGAUAUGGAGGAUCUGGUUCAUGACCCAGAGUUUGAUCGUGGAAAAGCAAGAUGUAUAAUAUCUGAUGGUAUGGAUGCAGGCCUUUGGCAGCUUUGUACUACUAGGGACAUAAUGGAUUCUGUAGUCAGAGUUAUGGCAAUGGCAAUAGACUACAGAAGACAAGCCUGGCUCCGACUUACAUCUCUCACUAAGAAAACCCAGGAGAAGAUCUCACACUUGCCCUUUGAUGGUACUUCCCUCUUUGGCCAAGAUGUGAAUGCUGUUGUUGCAGAAGAAAACAGUAUUAAAGAAAAUGACUAUAGAGACCACAACAAAUACUAUAACCAACAUCGAUACUUUUAUAGUCAUGAUCAGAAAGCACAUUAUCACAAUAGAGGAUAUUCCAAAGGAGAUUGGUACAAACCUCGAAACCACCCCUAUAGAUACAGAAAAAAGGGAGAAUCCCCAGAACGCCAUGGGUACAAGAAUUAAUAGCCGGUUCGCGUUCAGCAGCAUAGUCAUCCAAGAUCCUAUUUUACUUGCUAUUCCCCACUCAAACAGGAUCUACAGGUAGGAGUUCACCUCAGAAACUGAUGCAUGUCUGGAAUUAUCACAGCUAACAUUUAAAUUCUAGACUUUUCAAAUGAAGUACAUAAUAAAGAGACUCAUGUUUUAUUGGCCAAGUGAGCAGUAGAGACUUUCAUCUAAGUAGGGUUGGACAAAGGUUUACCCAUUAUUUCUGGUCCAGAAUAAGUUCAGAGGAGGGUACUCAGGAAUCUGAAUCCUCUUGUGAUUAAAGAAAAAUAAAAAGAUUUGUUCCUCAGGAAAAUCUUACUGGUAAACUGAGGACUAGCUGAUUUGGGGUCUGGAAAUAACCUACUAUUAGAUCUUUGUUUACUAAUACCAGAGGCAGAUCCUUCGUUUUUAGGUCAUCAAUGCUUCCUUGUUCAGGCGUCAGCUUGUCAGAUCUUCACAAAAUGACAAGUCUGUUGUACUCUGUUUAUGUCAGGAUGAUCAACUUAUCAAGAGUCCAUUCUACUCUCAAGCUCUCUCAGACUUCAGAAUCAACCAUGAAGCUGUAUGUCAAGAACUGGAAUACAAAUAAAAUUUUGCCAAAUCCAGUUUGCUUCCAGUGGGAUGGCUAGAUGUUACAGGUCUACUGUGGACACCAGCUGGAAAAAGACUUUCCUACCUGUAACAUCUCUAGAAAUUUUCACAGUAACUAUCUUUAUCGAGACUGAUGGCUACCGUGUCAUUACCACUCAGAGCUACAUGCGAGAGAAUUCUUUGUUAUCAUCACGCCUAAGUCUCCGUCCUAUCAAGCUCUCAGAUAUAAAGAAGCUGUGAGACCCAGUCAUGGUGUUCUCUCAGGAUAUUCUGGGCCUUUCACCAAGAUGACCUCCUUAAACAAACCUACCUUCUAAACAGUUAACUUUUUUGAGCUUGAUAAUUCAUCACUCUAAACACAAAAAAGAUAUGUACAUUAGUGCCCUGGAUGUAAAGGAUGUUAUACCAUCCAGGCAUGCAAAUCUGAACUCUAUAAGAGAAUUCCAAACAUGCCUGACAAUCUGGUCCUCUUAUUGAAAUAAAGAAAGAGGGAUGCCAUCAAACUAAAUGAUACUGAGAAUUCUUAAGUGUUAAGAGUAUUACUGUGGAUAUCAUAAAGAGAACAUCUCACACAGCUCUGUUUCUGGAUAUCUAUGUAAAUGAUAUCCAUUAGAGAUUUCUUAAAAGUCUGAAAUCGAGACUUCAACAACAUGUUCUUGGUUUACUGGUCCCUUAAUCUAGUCAGACUCUUAUCACGAGAGACGACGUAUGUUUUUGCUCCCAGUUGGUUCCAUUAAUAGUUCUUCACAAUUCUGGAACUGGCAGCAGAUACCUCAAUUGUAUAUCCCACAGUAUCUUUUUAAUCUCAAGGCAGUGGCUGUACAGUAUACCAGCCCUUAGAUCCUCGUUUUCGCAGCAUGACUUCAAAAAUGGAGAAAGUGUCAAGUUUGAGGGGUCUGAAUACAUCACCUAGUAUUAUUUGCUUGGCAGCCAAAAAAAAGUUUUUUUAUCAAUAGACUUAAAAUUUUGUAACUUGAUUUGUCAAACAUCUUCAUUUAUUUCAUCUGCUUGAUCAGAAUAUUUUGGGUCUACUGUUAGUGGAAUAUAACACUGUUUUAGGGUUCAUGUGGUUUCUGUUUCUUGCCAUAGUUCUUGCACAGUGGUGAUUGACAUUUUCCCUAGUGCCCCACUUUUUGAUGGUUGAAGCUCAUUCCCCCUCCAUUGUAACUAUCUUCACCCUUUACUACUAUUCUUCCUCUCCCUAUUUGUGCUAGAGGUUGAAGACGCAAACAUCCCUACUUAGAAGAAGCUAUUUUAUUUUGCAGAUAAUUUCAGAGUACUCUAUUGGUCCUAUUUUUAGAUUAAGCCUAAACAACAGGCUUGAUAUAGGAAAUCGUCUUGCAAGCAAAUUUGGUCAAGUCAUAUCUAGAGUUAGCAUAUACCUUUAUUUUUGUAUAUUUUCCACAGUGUUUUACUUCUGCCUUUUUUAGGUCCAUGUCAGUGAUGUAGAAACUCUCUCAAAUUAAACUCUAGAAGAGCAUUGAUUAACUACCUUAACAAGGGCCUAAAAAAAAUCAUAGAUUUUUAUAGUUUACAAUAUAUAUCACAUCAGUCAAGCAGUCUCAUGUGCCCUUGACAUGGCACUGUAGGUUUUUUAUGAAAGGAAUAGUCACAGGUGAACUUACUGGAGAGAGGAGACCUUGGCACUGGUCUAUGUGGCUGCACAGUUGUUCCCAAUUAGCCAAGGCUACUUCAGUCUGUUCCCACUUUCCCAUUUCUCCCCUUUCUUUCCCUGAAUUAGAUACUGGGUUACAAAUGUGAUGAUUUUUGAGGUACUCUUAUUUUCCAAAAUCUAAACCAAAAUAAAUGAUGCGUGAAGAUGUGAUUCUCUGAAACUGCUAUGGCAUUUCCACUUAACAUGCUCCUUUUCAAUUUUUUGUUUUGAAUUGUCAGAAAAAACAACAUAAAAUUCACCACCUUAACCAUUUUUUAAGUGCACAGUUCACUAGUGUUUGCUGUAUUUAUAUUGUGUAGCUCCUCCUUAAAUAUUUAUAAAACAGCAUUGCUAUUCUCUUCCUCUUGUGUUAUUUAUGUUGCUCAGUAUUAAAGUAACAUUGCUUUACCACUCUCUGACUGAUAAGCGCAAACGUCUCCAGAAAAUUUUCCUAGAAGUGGAAAGGUAUUGCGGAAUCAUCGAAUUGUUGAUCAAGUAGAUAACUUCUGAAAGGGAUUUGUUAGUUGAGUGGGGACUGUCUCAGAAUGCAGUAGAAUGGGAACAGCUUUUAGCUAUGGAUGAGUUGGUCUCUUGAUUGCAGAAGAAACAAUAUCUUUAAUCUGUUUGUUUUAAAAUCUUUCUCUGGCAUACUUGGAUGAUGAUGGUGUUAUAAAAUACAAGGGGGACUUGGUCUGAGGAGACAACCCCUAAAGCAUAUGGAAUUCAAAAUUGGAUACUAAGUUUUCAUACUGUGCCUGCCACAGGAUGCUCCAUUAGGUAAACCUUGGAUGUUUAAAUAUCUCUAGAUUUUCUAGGAAGCUUUGGGAUAAUUGCAAAUUUAAUGAUUUGGUAUUCUCACUGGGGAUGCGUCUAAUGAUCCUUUUUCUUCAAAAUGUUAUUUCUCCACCAGACAUAAAAUGUAUGUGAAGACAAUAUGAUUUCUUGCAGUUAUUGUGUACAGAGAAACUGUUUCCAUUGUUAUAUGAAGUGCCUUUUUAAAUUUCACCCUGUUGUUUAAAACUUAACAUUUUGAUGUCAUGCAUAUGUUGCUGGUGAUAUUUAUGUGAGUUCUGUACAGUGACUUUUUUUAAUCUUGUAGUUUAUUCAUCAUCUGUACAAUUGCACUAAAUGUACUCUCCUUCUGAAUGUUAAUUUGUUUUCUCUAUAGCACUGUUAAUCCAUUUCAGAAGGUUGUAGAGUAUGCCCCUCCCCCUUUAUUUAAAUAACUUCAGAGUAGUUCUUGUUCUUUUUAGUUAUUAGUGAUUGGCUCAGUUUCCUGAGCAUUAUGGCAGCUUUGUUUUCUAUCUGCACGUUCUCGAUUUUCGGAUUGAGUCAUUUGUCUCAUUAACUAACCUUGUUCUAAGCCAUGGUAACGCAACUUAUAUUUGAUAAGUGGAUGUGUUUACUUGGUAAGAAGAAACAAGAGUAUUAGGAAAAGCAGUAAAUUUGCUGACACUUUAUCCUUUCUUUUUAGACCAGUGUGACAGUUUCCUUAUCAGUGUAAUUGCAUUUAAACUUUUUUUUUUUUUAACUGCGUGGCAGCUUCUUUAUAAUUCCAUUUAUUUACUUAGCUCUCAAAAUAACAUUUUGAGGGGAACAUAAACUCUUUCAGGAUACUUGGAUACUAUUUAGUAUAUUACAUUAGUACUAUACUAACAAUUUACUGAAUGAUACCUAAGUGACCUGAUUGAUAAUGUCCUUAAGGGCCCAAUACAUCAGGAUAACCUCUCAGGUACUAAAUGAGGAGGUUGGAAUAGACACAAUCCAGAAUCCCUUCUAGUUAUAAAAUUGGAUACAGAGUUAAAUGACAUGGAUGAGCAGAGUUAAAUGCCACAUUCACUAUUCUUGAGGAUAUAAUUUGGUGGGAUUCUGAUGAAGGUUAGAAAUCAUGGACUAGAACUUUGUAGAAAUAGUUUAAAGAUUGCAAUAACUGAAAACUUUUUUUUUUAACGUGAGGCAUAUUUUGCCCCAGACUUGCACUGUUUUAGGUUUCCUUGUCUUUUGAAAUUUACCAUUCUUAAUGUUAGUGGCUAGUCCAAUAAUUGAUUGUGAUAUCUUUGUGCAUCUUAUGCAUGUCAUUCAGUUGGCCAGGUCCAUUCUAUAUAGUUUCCAUUUGUGGAUACAGAAACCAAUCAAUUCUUCCGUUUUUCACUUAAGAAAAUACACAGGCAGAAGUUUUAUUUAACUGAUGAUCACUGUUGAAUGCAAAUCUUUUAGUUAUUUUUCCAGAAAUAACGAGUUUUGUAAGCCAUUAAAAUAUUCUUUUGUGGAAUUUCCCUUCCUGGAUGAAUGAUAAUAUUGUUUUGUUAAAUUUUUUUUCUCUUGUUGAUUAGUGGGAUAAUAUUUUUGUACUACUUUGUGUUUUUGUUUGCUUGACUUUAUAGUAAUGAAAACUUUUUAUAGUAGUGUUUGGUACCAUUGAGAUUUCUUAUUACUGGAAAUUAUAUGUUUGCUUCCAGUGGGGUAUAUCUGGAAGUGAUCACAGUCCAACCGUGUCCUUUUGAUGUUAUUGUUUCAUUCUUUAUAUUGAUCUUUUCUUCCCCUUUGUGUAAUACCUUUCUAGAAGGAUGUCUGAUCUUCCCUUAAUCUCUUUGAUGUAGAUUAUAUUUUUCAUUCUACCAGUAAAUACUAGCCAGGAUUUGAUGUGGCUUUGUAUUUGUGUACUUAAAUACAAUGCCUUCAGCAUUAUUGUAAGAGAUUUUCUAGUUUUCUCUUUUGUCCUUUUUUAAAAAAGCAGCCAGUCCAGUUUCUGGAACUAUUACUUCCUGGCUAUUGAACUUCAAUCAGUUUUUAAUGCCUUCUUAUUUAAUGGUAGUCUUAUUUUUCUCAUUUUGCAUAGUUUUCACACAAAUGUAUUACUACAUAUGAUUUAUCGUUAAUUGCAUCUUAUAAAAAUUCUAAGCCCAUCACCAUGAAGUUCUAGAACAGCUCUGACAUAAACUGUAUCUUAAAACUAACCAGUUUUCUCUAGGUCUUAAGGGCUUUACCUAUUUUAUUGAGAUAACUAUUUCAAAUGAUCUCUUGGAUUUUCUAAUGCCUUGUCAAGAAUUCAGCAAGAAUUCUCAGGUUGUCUGUACUUUCUUUUAGGACUUUGGAGAUCUCUCAAGUUGUAUUGAGUUUUCUAAUAUUCCUAAGUCUAUUCCUUGGUAGCAGUGAAAGUAAAUGGUUUAUAUCUAGUUGUAUUUUAAACUCUUCUUUGAUCAUAAAUGCUUCCAGUGUUAUUAAUGAGUUCUGUUAGUAGUCUCUUUAUAAGACCUAUUUUCAUGUGCUAUUUUUUCCCAUCAGCUGUCUAUCAUAUGCCUUCUCUUUUCUGUCAUUGCCCAUAAGAGUAGGUCUAUCACAUCAUUCGGUUUUGAGGGCUACAGUUAGACCUCUUGUCAACUCCCACUUUUAUCUGUGAUGGCUGUUUCACACUACUUAGUGUGCAUUUAGUACUAAUAUCCUAUAAUAACUAUCAUGUUUGUGGUCCCUUUAUCUGUACCACUUUCAGUUACUAGGGCAACAUGAUUUGGGUGAUUGGGGGGAGCAUUUUCCAAGUCACUAAACAGUCUCAAAUUUUCAGUUCCAUUUUUUUGAACAUAUUUAAUUACAUUAAACAUCCUUCUGGGUGUGCAGCCCUUCCUUUCUGCCUUGGUUCAAGUAUAGUCAGUGUUUAAUUAGCCUCACUUAGAUUCUUAGCAAGAGUUGCAUGCAGGUUGGUCUUUGUCUAAUGGCUUUUAACAACUCCUGUUUACUUUUAGCAAAAAUACCUUUUGAGAUCUUGGAAGCACCUUGAUAGCCUUGGGCCUAACGGUUGUCUUCCUGCCUGGGAAGCAAGUAGAGGAGAGAAUUUUCAUUUAUAGAGCUCAUAUUUACUGCACUGUGUGCCAAAAGUUACAAGGCAUUCUUGAGGAAGAAAUUCACCCUUAUUUUGCAGAUGAGGAAAUGAAACAUCAUUAAGCACAUUGCUCAAGUGGUGGAGCCUAGCUUUUGAAUAUUGACUCUAUUCCUCCACAGUCUCAGUUUAGCAUUGUACUAGGCUGCCUCUUUGUAUUUUCAAGGCUCAACUCAAGUCUUAACUUCUCUGGUAAGCUAAUUUGACCUUUUUUCUUCUUCCCUAAAUUUUGUGUUUAUGGCUUUACUCCCAUCCCUUCGUACCUGAUGUCUUCUAUUAUCUAAUUCCUGGUCAUUUCACUUGUCAGAUCAGAAACUCUAACGUCUUCAUUUUCCCAUUGAGAUUUCACUGUGUGGGACUAAGAUUGUCUUGAUGUAUGGUCAUUGGCUUGUUUCACAUAUUCCAUUCAUUUUCUGCACUGAUCAUUUUAGUCAAGGGUCUUUUUUGCUUUUUUUUUUCCUUCUGCCUAAAAAAGUUUAACAAAAAGUUAAACCGUUUUGUUUCAGAUACACAAAGUUUGUUUUUUGGGUUUUUUUUUCUGGCAUCUUUAGGAUAUUGGCUAGAAAGAAAGGUGGAAUGGUGCAAAGCACAUGGCAUUUAAAUUCUAAGACCUUGAUCUGAGUAUUAGUAAGUCACUUAUUUUCUGAGCUUCAGUUUUCCUACUCUCAAAUGAGGUAAUGCCACGAAGUACUUUGAAAUUUCAAAAGCCCAGUAUAGAUUUCUUUCAUAGGUGUGCUGUUUCUACACACGUAGAUAUAACUGUGGGAUGGUAUUGGAUAUAAAUACAGAUACAUUUUAAGAUGUAUAUUUAAUAGCAUGUAAUUGUUCAUGUCAUCAGAUUAUGUUCCCCUUGUUUACAGUUUUUAAGGCUCAACCAUUAAGCUGUAUUACAAGCCCAUCAAUGGACUAAGUCAUUGAAAGGCAUAUUUAAAGUAAAAUAGUCUCUUUUCUUAAGUGCAGGCUAAGAAAUGCUCAUUAUAAACAAUAAGGAAAUAAAGAGAAUGUAGAAGGAAGAGCUAGGUUAUGUAGGUAUGUGUAUAUGAUUUUUGAUGGAUGCUGUUUUGUUACUUUGUGUCUGUGUUGGCAACAAUCUUCUAUUAUAGUUUUCAAUACCUUUGUGCAGGCAGACACUGAGGAAGGUCUGGGGGAACCUGGAGUUAAUAAGAGAUGGUAUAUUCUCUUAAGAGAAAGAAAUAACAACACAAUGUAAAUUGUCCUGUUUAGAGGCAUGCCUGCAGUGAAGUUGAACAAAAGAGGGCCAUCUAGAGGGAUCAAAGAAGCAUUUUUUACUUAGCAAAUACUUAAGCUGAGGUCUGCAACAUGAUUGGAGAAGAGAUAGUUGGACCAGUGGAGAAUCAGGAGCCAGGCAUUGAGAUGAAAUAGGGCAUGCAAAGGCGUGUGGAACAUUGCGUCUGGUUUCAGAAUUGUGAGGAACAGCCUUUAUGGGGGACAGUUGGUGAAGAUUAAGUUGAAGAAAGGAUAAAUUACCCAUGAAAAUGUAUUGGUUCCUAUCUAUUCAAAGUGUACCAAGUUUGUGUGGCUCUCUGUAAGGUUAUAGAAGUCGUCUGUCUAGAGUUCGCUUUGUACCAAAAUCCCGUGACCAUCUAGAGCAAUUCUUUUUCUUCUCUUAACUGAGACAAAGGAAGGCUUUCAGUCAGUGCACCUCUAGUCCCAGGGACAACUCAAGCAGUGAAAAAGAACUGAGACACUGGUAGAGAACAACUUUGAAGAUGAACGGGAGAAUGACACUGAAGUGGAAUGUGACAGACCAUUAUGGGUAUACAGUUGCAUACUUCAGGACCUCCUUUGGCAUUCUGUCCUCAGUGUAGCUAAAUGUGCCUCAUUUCCCUGUACAUUGGCUUACAGAUAAUUUGAGGGUAGACUUGGGGAAAAUUAAGGUAUUUCUAAAAAUGUUGCUUCAUUGGGGUUGGAGGUGUUGUAUUGAAGAAAGACCUGUGAACCUUGUGCCAGUGCUAUCUCCAGCAGCACCCAAAACACAUUUUGUCAACUUCCUGUUUGUUUUUUCUAUGAUUUGAGUUUCUUUUCUUGCUUUUGUUGCCACUUUCACCUUUUCUUUUUUCUCUUCAUAAUUCAUCCUUUUUCUUUCUGUGCCAGAGUUACAGCAGUGGCACUCAGGGUUACAGUUAUAAUUCCCCUUUGCAACUUCAGAGAUACUUAAAAAUUCUCAACUUCCAAAUGUUUUUGUUUUGUUGUGGUUUUGUUUUUGUUUUUUUUUAUGGUCCUGUACUGAAGGAGAAUCAAAGUCAUUCUUCCUAGGAGGGGAUUUUUAUAAGUAUACUUAUAAGAUACUGGCAGUUUACCCAAAAGACAAUACAGGAGGAAGAAUCUUAUUUAACAGGUUUGGUGGUACUAGCCUUCUUAACUGAGUAAAGUACUUUACAGAAUGGGGUAUAUCUGUAUGUAUGUUUUUUUAAGUUUGCCAUAUAAAGCAGAUGUUCUUUGUACUUUGUAUUUGUAAACAAUAACCAGUUGGGGGUGGGAAGAUGAUUGCUUUGUACAAAAGGGUUGUUUCCUGGUUCCAAAGCUUUGCUGCUGGAGAUGGUAAAUAAAUAUUGUACUGCUUCGCUGUGUUUAUCCCUUCUGCUCUCUCUGUAUUUGAAUAUAAAAUACUUGAGAAAAA
Messenger RNA from Callorhinus ursinus (northern fur seal), 10571 nucleotides. RefSeq names its product zinc finger protein 451 (gene ZNF451). The record is from RefSeq and is a predicted model, not a curated record. Gene Ontology annotation, biological process: negative regulation of transcription initiation by RNA polymerase II; protein sumoylation. Gene Ontology annotation, molecular function: SUMO ligase activity; DNA-binding transcription factor activity, RNA polymerase II-specific; transcription corepressor activity. NCBI's taxonomy places the organism in Eukaryota, Metazoa, Chordata, Mammalia, Carnivora, Otariidae. Gene Ontology annotation, cellular component: nucleus.